CGUCGUAUGUCUGUUGACCAUGGCAUUUGUUGUAUUUGGAGACAGUUAUGUUUCAAGGCUGGAGAAAUAUGUAAAGAACCACCCAUUUGAUCUUAAUGAUAGCGAAGUAAAAUUCUAUGGUGUUCCAGGAAUGUCCACUGUGAGGAAGUUCCAUGAUAAAUUUCAAAUAAUGCUGGCAGAUAAACCAAAUUAUUUACGCAAGUAUUAUUAUCAUUUCAGAUUCGUAUUCGUAAAUCUCGGUGGAAACGACAUAAAUUCGAGUUGUAAUCCUCAACAGAUUUUUGAAAAUAUUGUGACAAUUGUGAAGCAGUUGAAGAACGCUGGUGUGGAACACGUUUUUGUUGCGAGUAUCGUGGAGAGAGGAUCGUUCUUAUCUUGGACUGGAUGUAAUAGUAACAUGUUUAAUAAGGUGAGAAGAAGUAUCAAUUGCAAACUUAGUGUCAAAUUUAAGGAACAUUACGUGGAUGUUGGAAAAAAAUUAAGAAAAAUUAAGAUUCCCAAGACACUAUGACCGAGAUAUGGUCCAUCCAGGAGAUCGAGAAGGUGGGAUGAAAGUUUUUCGUGCUGCGGUAUAUCGAUGUUACAGAAAGACUAUAAAUUCAUAACAAUAUUUUCAUGUGUAUUUAUACAUCUAUGUGUAUAUAUGUAAAAUAAACUGUUGAACUAUCUUUUCUUCUCUGUAUUUCAUUGAAGCAUAUUAUUAUUGCUUUAACUCAGAUUCUUCCAUCUGUAACUCCUCAUACUCGUCCAUCAUUCGAUCUGUAAAAGGUUGGAACCUAAACUGUUCAGUUAAAAGACAAA
Molecule: messenger RNA, 801 nt
Organism: Mercenaria mercenaria
Lineage: Eukaryota; Metazoa; Mollusca; Bivalvia; Venerida; Veneridae
Exons: 2
Coding region: 20-511 (163 amino acids)
Source: RefSeq, a predicted model, not a curated record